Molecule: messenger RNA, 2493 nt
Organism: Plasmodium yoelii
Lineage: Eukaryota; Apicomplexa; Aconoidasida; Haemosporida; Plasmodiidae
Product: ubiquitin-protein ligase, putative
Exons: 2
Coding region: 1-2493 (830 amino acids)
Biological process (GO): ERAD pathway
Cellular component (GO): endoplasmic reticulum membrane
Molecular function (GO): protein binding
Source: RefSeq, a predicted model, not a curated record
AUGCUUAUGCAAAAUGCUUUAGGCACAAGUAUGUAUAGACUUAAAAGAUUUUUUAACCAAUUAUUUGUUGUAAUAUAUAUCACAUUAUUUAUUUUAUUUUUCCAAAAAUGUAUAUAUACACAUAAAUAUUCUGAGAACCCGAACAAGGGAAACGACAUUUUUAUUGAAGCUUACGAAGCAUUAGAUAGAGCGGAGUAUAUCAAAUCUUUUGUACUUUUAAAGCAUUGUGUUAAUUAUGAUAUAAGAUGCCUAACACUAAUUGGGGUGUUUUAUUACCUCGGAUUGAAACCCGUCGAAAGAGAUCCAGUAAAUGCUCUAUACGCAUGGAAAGUAAGUUCAGAUUAUGGAAGUGCAGAUGCUCAAUUUUAUUUAGCUAUUAUGUAUUCUAAUUAUUUUUCAUUACCCAACUUGUAUUCAUAUUUUGUUAAUGAAAAUGAAGAAAUAGACAAAACCGAAAAAAACAAAAUAAAAAAAAUAAAAAAAAAUAUAAUCUUGUUUAGGAGUUAUAUAUUUUUAACUAGUAAAUAUUUGAAAAGUAUAUUAGCAAAUAAUUUAAAUAAAAAAAAGAAAGAAAAAGAAGAAAUAAAAGAUGCAAGAAAUAAUUUUGUAAAUGUACCUAAAAUAUAUUUUACUACAGAUAAUAAAAUAAUAAUAAGAAUAAAAAAUAUUAGAUACAAUAUUAAUGAAUUAGAGACAUAUUUUAACAAUUUAGAAAAUUUUCCUUAUGUUGAUUUUUAUAAAACAAUUAAAAAUAAAAAAAUAUAUUAUGGUUCAAAUCAUGGGUUAAGUUUAUUAUAUUAUUAUAGUAGUAGUUUAGCAAAUCAUACAGGUAGUAUUUUGGCAUUAGGAAUAAGAUAUAUGCAUGGUAUUGGUGUUGAAGAAUGUUGUGAAACAGCAUCUAAAUUAUUUAUAAAAUUAACAAAUAAUAUUUUAAAUUCGAAUAAUGAUGGUAAAAUGAAAUUUGAAUCCAUAGAUUUAAUAAAACUUAAUAUACCACAUUAUGAUAAAUAUAAUAUAAAUAAUAAAAAAAUAAAAAAUAUAGAAAUGUUUUUAGAAUCAUCAUUACAUAAUAAUCAUGCAAUUCUAACUAUGAUAGCUCGUCGAUAUUUAACAGGCAGUGAUGGAAUAGAUCAAAAUUAUACAAAAGCUCGAAUGUAUCUAUUAAAAGCAGAAAAAUUUAAUAAUCCAGAAGCUAUAUCUUUAUUAGGAUAUAUAUAUAUAUUAGGGUUGGGUGUAAAAAAAGAUUAUAAUAAAGCUUUUAAUUAUUUUAUAAAAGGUAAAAAAUUAAAUGAUCCAUUAAGUUAUAAUGGUUUAGGAUAUAUGCAUUUUUUUGGGUUAGGGCCUAUGAAAAAAUAUAUGGAAAAUGGAAAAAAAAAAAAAAAUCAAGAAUUAGCAUUUUAUUAUUUUGAUAUAGCUGCAAAAAAUAAUCUUUCAAUUGCUCAAUUUAAUUUAGGUUGUUUAUAUUUAAGUGGAGUUGGUACUUCUCAAUCUUUUCAAAAUGCAUUUUAUUGGUUUUACAAAGCAUCUAAUAAUGGAAAUAUUUUAGCAGCAUAUAUGAUAGGUUUUAUGAAUUAUAAUGGAAUAAUUGUUUCACAUAAUUGUAAUAUUGCUUUAUCUCUUUUAGCAAAAGUUGCUGAAAAAAAUGAUUUUAUUUUAAAUACAACUAAUAAAAUUAUAAAAUAUAAUGAAAGUGGUAGAAUUCGUGAAUCAAUGUUUUUAAUGGCACAACUUGCUGAAACGGGAAAUGUGCAAGCUCAAAUAAAUUUGGCACAUAGUCUUACAACUUCAAAUUUUGCUCUUUUUUUACCAUCUAAUAAUAAAUCUAAAUAUAUAUAUUCAAGUAGAUAUUUAUCUAUGGCAGCAGAUAACCAUCAUUUAAAAUCAGUAUUUACAUUAGGAGAUUAUGCAUAUGGAGGUAAUGGUGUAUAUAUAAAUGUUAUACAGAAAAAUAAUUUACAACAUAAUAAAUUUUAUGAUUUAGGGAAUGUAGAAUGUGUGUAUAAUUCUGUAGGAGAUAUAACUAAUGAAUGUUUUCGAAAUAAAAAUGUAGACAAAAUUAGUAAAGAAUCUAAAAUUAGUCAAGAGUUAAAUAUUUAUGAUAAUAAAAUAAUAUCUAAAGAUUUUAUAGAUGAACAAGGAAUAAUAUUUAACGAUAAAUGGAGGUUUAGUUAUGGAUAUAAUUUUAUAUUUAACCAAAUUAAUUAUGAAUUAGCUUAUAAACAUUAUAGAGCAAUAAUUUCAUAUUACCCAAAUACUACAUAUGCUAUUAAAACGAUUUCUAAAGCUUGUUACAAUUUAGGAUAUAUGCAUUAUUAUGGUAUUGGUGUUGAACAAAAUAUUGAUAAAUCUUUAAUUUAUUUUAAUUCAUCUAUAAAAAUAUAUUCAUCUCAUAAAAUACCAUCUACUAUACUAAUUUUUUAUAUUAAAAUGAAUAUUUAUUUUUAUAAAUUAAAAAAAAAAUUUAAUAUUUUUAAUAAAAUUUUGUCCCUAUAA